This is a messenger RNA of Aspergillus alliaceus, 1071 nucleotides long. RefSeq lists its product as uncharacterized. Bases 1 to 1071 code for a protein of 356 amino acids. The transcript has 2 exons. NCBI's taxonomy places the organism in Eukaryota, Fungi, Ascomycota, Eurotiomycetes, Eurotiales, Aspergillaceae. The record is from RefSeq and is a predicted model, not a curated record.
AUGAUGCUAUUCGAGCAAAGGAAGAAAAAAGUGCUCGAGUUAGCGGAACAAACGAACGAUGCUCUGAAAACGAUACAAGAAGUCGGUCAAAAGCUCAAUGUCACAAGCGACACCGUAAAGAAAGUCAUCGAGACGAUCAAGAUUGCCGCGAACUCGUUCGGCGACAAGGCUAUCUACGCAACCGCUUUUACCGGCACGGUGGGGGCUGUCGGAAUCAUCGCCAAUUCGAUCGCAACCUACCAAGGGGUCGGCGAGCUUCGCGCGAUCGCAGGCCAUCUCAAGAGCAUGAGCGAGACGCAAAGGGCGGAGCUUGCACUUGCCGGUGGAGCGGCAUUUGCCGAGAACAUCUAUGUGAUGCUGAAAUCCAAGAUCGAAAAGUCGAACAACGAGCUUGACUGGUUCUUCGUCUUCCAUCCGGACACGGACUGGACGUACCAUUUUGAAGAAAAACUGCGGACAAAGGGUCUCCUAGGUCGGAAUUUUAUCGGCAUCGUGCAUGACCUCGACGCCCUGGUUGCCUUUAUGUCGUCCGUCAGAGACGUUUAUGCCACGCGACACCCACGCAGAAAACAACCCUUCUUCCAUCUGGUUAUCCCGGCCUAUGAGCCCAUCAUUGUCCCUACUCCACUACUCGUCCCGGAGAAACUGCACCCAUUCCGGAUAGAGGGAGAUAUCCACCGUGGAACGUAUCUGGUUUGGAUGAACUUGCCAGGCGUGGACGAGAGCGCCAUUCAGAAUAUCGGGUUGUUUCAGCCGCCGAGGUCUAUCUGGGACAACAUCAUGCUCCAAGUCGGCCUCGUCCAAACUCCACCUCCCCGCUACCUCGGUUCUACUACCCAAAAGAUAGAACAAGCCCCGGCCGCUCAACUUCCAGCGCCAACCCCGGUUGCAGAGAUCGCAGCGCCUGAGCUGGCAACUAACGAGAUAUCAUCACUCAAAGUCAGUCGUGAAUCUCUUCGGCACACUUCUACGUAUCCGGAUAGUGAAGUGGGAUCGACACAUAGUUCCCGAUCACAUUCCCAUAGACGGCGACGACGGCAUCGGACGAGUAGCGUGAGCUACAUUUCUUGA